AUGAAUAACACCAUUUAUUACAAUGAAAGUAAUUAUAUCGAAAUAAAUGUAAGCUUACCUUAUUGUACAGGCCAGGGUCUCUCAUGCCCAUAUUUAUACAACAAACGCCACGUGAUAGCAUAUUUUACAACAGUUGGUAAUAUUAUUAUUAUUCCUUUCAUAUUGUAUUUAAUAUUUAUGAAAGUGAAAGAUGGAUUUUUCAAAUAUUUCACACUGAAUUUAAUGAUUGUUUGCGUAACAUCGGCUAUUGCUGCUUCUAUAAUUGAUGCAAUUAAUGUUGCAAAACUAUUUAUUUCCAUUACAGAAAGCAAAUUACAUUUAUUUGAGAUUCGAGAAUGGAUGCGAUUUUAUGUUAGAUUGGGAAGCAUUUGGUUUCAUGCCUUAACACUCUAUGCAGUCAUAAUUUGUUAUUUACCCUACGUGAAACCUUUUUUUUAUACAAAAAAAUUUUCCAAUAGGAGUCAAAAACCAUACUACGUUGCAUUACAUACUUCAGUCCUUAUUUGGAGUACUUCUGUAACUUAUCUAUUUACAGAGUCCAUAUAUCGUAUACCUUAUUUUCUAACACAUAUCACAUUGUUUAUUUCAUUAUUCAUUGCUGCUCUAAUAGGAUCGUUUAAAAUAAGUAAGUAUAAACCACUCGGUGUUGACUCUAUUCGAGUUGCAAAAGCGCAACAGAAGCGUUUAUAUUCAUUCAUUUUAUAUAGUUAUUCCAUUGAAUUCAUCACUUUGCCUAUGUUUGUGUCACAUAAUUUUAGAUGCGAUCGAUCGCUAUUAUCACCAUUACUAUUCUUGCCCUUGAGCCAUAUCGCCAUGCAACUUUUUCAUUGUUUAGUAGAAGGAAAUGGACUUCGGAAGUGA
Messenger RNA from Brugia pahangi, 861 nucleotides. NCBI's taxonomy places the organism in Eukaryota, Metazoa, Nematoda, Chromadorea, Rhabditida, Onchocercidae. The record is from the annotation of a GenBank genome assembly.